Cucurbitaria berberidis CBS 394.84 is the source of this 777-nucleotide messenger RNA. RefSeq lists its product as uncharacterized. The transcript has a single exon. NCBI's taxonomy places the organism in Eukaryota, Fungi, Ascomycota, Dothideomycetes, Pleosporales, Cucurbitariaceae. The coding region runs from base 1 to 777 and encodes 258 amino acids. The record is from RefSeq and is a predicted model, not a curated record.
AUGAACACCUACUCCGACGAUGAACUGAUCUGGAUUGUAAUCGACUAUGGUUCGAGCCAGGGAAAAAGAACCAUCGGGCCGUACACCAACUCCUGUGACUAUCGACAAGCCGUGCGAAAGCAACUCCUAGCGCUAUGCGAUGCAGAAACCGAUACCAAAGUCUCUGAAGAAAGCUACGCGUGGCUCAACGACGAACUGAGUUGCGGGAUUGAGGAGCUAGAUGGCAAGCGCGUUACUAAAGAAGGAGGUCUGACCUUGUUCAUUGUAAAAGUGCACACUGAAAAGAACGAGCCUGUUGCAUUAGCAAUCAAGAACACAACCGGAACCGCUCUCUUGAAGCUGUUUUUGGUGCGUGAUCGAUACUUCUCGGCUCACUUCCGCAACGUAAAAGAACCAGAAAAGGUUCCUUUGGCAAAAUUGAUCGAGCCGCACAAUACCUCGAAUGGACUGGUGUUUCCAUUUGGAGGAACAAUGAAAACGGCCAUGACUGAUGAGGCGGCUGGCCGGAUUUUGGGGGAUCUUCAAAAGGAAUGGAGUCCGGACCGUUGCUUUGAAGACAUUGAGAAUGUCGCAGGGGAGUGGAUUGGAAGAGUUACGUCGAAAGGGGGGGCCUUUAUCGGUUUAGUGUGUGUAACUCAGAUCUUCGUCACUGAGCACGAGAGGAAGGUGGUGCCCUACGAACAAUCUCGUUUGGAUAGCUUCAAUCAGGCCCUGUUAACCAUACGUGAUAAGAUAUACGAUACGGUAACAGGAGCAGCACCUUCAGAUAACAAGUAG